AUGCGUGUCCUCGAAUUCGACUGCGGGUUCAGUGUCUACCCGCCUCUCGACCCAAACGACCCAAACACCAUCGACCUCUACAACACUUACCUCACCACUCUAUCAAACAAAUUCGAAGGUCGAGUCGAACCAUCUGCUCUAAGCGCUGACAAGCGCAUUCUCAUCACCCCUGCCACCCCUCGUCUAGACCAUGCCGCCAUCUCUCCGACCAACGCAGCAGCAUUCUACUGCUUCAUGCUUCCCGGGCUUCCUAAAAUACCCGCCGACGCCACGCAUUGCGACAAGUUCCUAGGUUUCAGUCUUGCUUUCAGACACAACGCUAGUUGGACUAAAGAAACGGUUGAGGACUAUGUCAAGGAGGUGUAUAUGAUUACUGCCACUCAUUUUGGUAACAGGGUCAGGUACUGGCAUGGGCUUUAUGGCAGAAGAUCUAAUAAGCAGUGGGGAUAUUACAGUCGGGCUGAUAUUGAAAAUGCGGAGGAUCUGGUGAAGAAGGCUCUUGUGAGGAAGCCCGAUGUUAUGGACCGUGGAGAUGGGCAUAUCAUUGCUUGA
Molecule: messenger RNA, 552 nt
Organism: Fusarium venenatum
Lineage: Eukaryota; Fungi; Ascomycota; Sordariomycetes; Hypocreales; Nectriaceae
Source: RefSeq, a predicted model, not a curated record